CCUUUAUCGAUCUCCGGCCAUGGCCGACCCCAAGUAUUCCGACCUGCCCGGCAUCGCCAGGAAUGAACCUGAUGUCUAUGAGACCAGUGACGUGUCCAAGGAUGACCAGGCCAACUUUGAGGCGGAGGAGCUCACCAGCACCAGCGUGGAGCACCUCAUCAUUAACUCCAACGCCGCAUACGAGAAGUUCCGGGACAAGCGCCUGAGCACCGAGGGAGUGGAUUUCUCCGAUUGCAUCAGCAGGCCCAGGACAACGGGCUACAAGUCUGGGGAGUAUGAAAUUCUCGGCAAGGGUCUUGGUGCCAAAGAGACGCCCCAGCAGCGGUACCAGCGGCUGCAGCACGAGGUACAGGAGCUGGUUAGAGAGGUGGAGCAGAUCCAGAGCACGGUGAAGGAGGUGGUGAAGGAGGAGCUGACGCCCAUGGCCUCGGCCAGGCAGGUCGAGGGCCUGAAGCAGCAGCUGGUCUCCAGCCACCUGGAGAAGCUGCUGGGCCCUGCUGCAGCCAUAGACUUUGCAGAUCCCAAAAGUGCCCUGGCCAAGCGCCUGCUGCAGCAGCUGGAGGUGGUGAAGUGCAGCAAGGUGGCACCAAGGAAGACCCCUGACAAAGCCCCGGCGCCCACCGGAGACGCUGUCACCUUUGAGCUGUACUGGCAGCCGGAGCAGGACCACUUUGCCCAGACUGCCAAGAUCACAAUGCUGGAAAAGCGGCUGGCGCAGCUGGAGGCUGUGGUGUGGUGCGAGCCCGACAGCCAGAACCCGCUGUUGGUGGGGCUGAAGGGCACCAGCCUUGUGGAGACCGUGCAGGUCCUGCAGGCCAAGGUGAACAUCCUGGACGUGGCUGUGCUGGACCAAGUGGAGGCCCGGCUGCAGAGCGUCCUGAGGAAGGUGAAUGAAAUUGCCAAGCACAAAGCAACUGUGCAAGAUGACAACACCCAGAGCAAGAUCCACCAGAUCUAUGAGACAAUGCAGCACUGCGACCCCGUGGCCAGCACCUUGCCUGAUGUUGUGCAGAGGCUGGUGACCCUCAGGGACCUGCAUGAGCAAGGUCCAGCAGACAAUGAAGGAAAACCUGGCUGUUGUAGAGGACAACUUUGUGGACAUAGAUGCCCGCGUCAAGCGGCUACAGAAGUGACAGCAUGCUGGAGACACCCUCACACCCGGCAUCCCUGCCGCCGCCAGGGACCUGCGACCCUCUGGGAAUCUCUCCCUCCCCAAGUGGUUUUAUUUCAAGAGAACUGGGACCUCACUGGGCAGCUCCCAAAGGCAUCUGUCAGCUUUGGUGGCAGGACUCCAUUGAGGAUGUCCCUCUUCAGGAGGACCAAGAUGAGGACAGCGAUCUGCGGGAAGGCGAGGAACAGAAGAAAUCUCCUGGGGGACAGGAGAAAGGUUAGACCGAGCAGGGGGUAAAUUUGUCUCAGCUCUUGACAACCACCCUCUUUGAACGCCACCGUGGGACCUUGCACCGUGCUGGGCACAACACACCCUGCUCAGGACUGGGGUGAGGCUCUGCUGUACAUCUCCCCAGUGGGCCCCCAAAAUCCCCUGCUAUGUGCUGCCCAAGCAAGGAAGAAAAGAAAUCCUGAAGUUCUUCAUCCCUGACAAGUCCAAAGCUGCCCAAUGCCCUUGGACCACUGGCACGGGCAUUCCGCUGCGUAGGGAAGAGCCCUGGCACCCCGAGCCCCCUGAGCAACUCACCGCAGCCAAGAAGUGAUCUUAUGCCUCCUUGACACCAGCUGCUCCUCCUACAAGCCAAGGCACACAGGGACAUGCGUUGGGGUGUGUGAGGCAGCUGAGGUCUGGGGGCUCAGACCCCCUCCCUCGUCCCUGCUGAGAUCAGUGAGUGCCCCCAUGUCCCCUGGGCACAGUGCAGACCCUUUCCUCCCCAAGGCCCACAGUGGGGUUGUCUGUCCUACCAGCUGUGCAGCCACCAGCUCCUGCAGCAGGCUCUCGCCUGCCUUGUCUGCCUGCGCCGUCUUCCCCCUGCUACGGACACCACAGGGUUUGGGCUGUGAGAAGAGACCUUGGCCAGCAUGGUGAACCCCUGGGUGGCCAAGAGGGAGCCAGGGUGGUGCCCAGGCUCUGCUGGAGCUGGCACCAGGCACCCCCGGCAUCCCACCACCGCACAGACCCACCCCAGGCCUGGAGGGCAUGGAGGAGAGCCUGGGAGCUGCUCAGAGUUGUGCAGAGCUGCUUCCAGGAGUCCUGAGUUGCUCAGGGUUGUUUUGAGCCACUUAGACAAAGUCAAAUGGCUCUCCAGAGCAGGCUGGAGGAGCCAGAGAGAUGUCUGUGAGCAGCAGAGGCCUGCCCAGUGCUGCUCGGCAACCCCCCCGACCCCCCUGCCCCAGAUUUCAGUCAGGGCCCCGUUGCCACUCACAAAGCUGUUGGCUCUUGGAGACCUUCCCGUCUCUCCAGGAGGUGCUGGAGCUUGUUCCUGAGCAGCUGCAGAAGCAAAGGGCCUGGUCAAGAAUCCAUGCCAUGCCUCUUCUGAGGGGGGUUCCGCCACAAACGUGUUGAGCCCCCGUGCCUCCUGUCCCCAGUACCUCAUUGAUCAGAGUCUGCUGCUGAAGAGCUUC
Harpia harpyja (harpy eagle) is the source of this 2574-nucleotide messenger RNA. Its product is annotated as dynactin subunit 2-like. The transcript is spliced from 14 exons. Gene Ontology annotation, biological process: mitotic spindle organization. Gene Ontology annotation, cellular component: cytoplasm; centrosome; dynactin complex. The coding region runs from base 20 to 1408 and encodes 462 amino acids. NCBI's taxonomy places the organism in Eukaryota, Metazoa, Chordata, Aves, Accipitriformes, Accipitridae. The record is from RefSeq and is a predicted model, not a curated record.